AUGGGAAAUUCAUGCACUUGCAUCAGUGAAGAUUUAAAGGACAAAUAGGAAUUUAGAAAUGAGACAAUGACUUCCAGAAGAAAUAAGGAAGAUUCCAUAGUUAAAAUACAGAAAAAUUUCAGAGGAUACAAGGCUAGGAAAGUAUAUACUCAGAUGAAAAUUGACAUUAGAUCUGGAAACACCAUUGAAAAUAAGCCUGAGUUUCUGAAUGAAAGUGAUGUAGUAUUAAACCCAAUGAUAAAGGCUAUAAGUGAUAAACUGGGACCAUUUUAAUUUCAGGACAUGGGCCAAUGGAGAAAUAUACCUAGGUAGAAAAGACCACCAUACAAAUUAGGCAACGGUGCUAUUUAUAUCGGAGAAUGGAAUACUUAGACUAACAAGAGAGAAGGUAGAGGGAAAUAAAUCUGGCCUGAUGGCUCCUUAUAUGAAGGAGAGUGGAGAAUUGAUAAAGCUAAUGGCAAGGGUAGACUAAUUCACUCUGAUGGUGACGUAUAUGAGGGUGAAUGGGUCAGUGACAAAGCAGAAGGAUUCGGAAUUUAUACUCAUAUGGAUGGAGCUUAAUAUUAGGGAUAAUGGAGAGAAGACAAAUAGCAUGGUAAAGGCAAAGAAUCCUGGCCAGAUGGAGCGAUGUAUGAAGGUGACUACAUCAUGGGUAAAAAACAUGGAGUUGGUGAGUUCCUUUGGUCAGAUGGCUCAAUAUACAUAGGUCAAUUCCAAAAUAAUAACAUCGAGGGACAAGGAGAGUAUAAGUGGGCUGAUGGAAGAAUAUUUAACGGUCAGUGGAUGUUUAAUAAAAUGCAUGGCAAGGGUAUAUUUACCUGGCCAGAUAAUAGAAGAUAUGAGGGAGAGUACAUUGAAGAUAAAAAGCAAGGCUUCGGGGUAUUCUACUGGCCAGAUGGUAGGAAAUACAUGGGACAGUGGGCGAACGGCAAAUAACAUGGAAAGGGCACAUUUGUUGCAGUUAACGGUUUAAGCAGAGAUGGAGAAUGGCUUAGUGGAAAGCGAUCAAAAUGGUUGGAUGAAUGA
Messenger RNA from Stylonychia lemnae, 1026 nucleotides. The record is from the annotation of a GenBank genome assembly. NCBI's taxonomy places the organism in Eukaryota, Ciliophora, Spirotrichea, Sporadotrichida, Oxytrichidae.